AUGCAAACAUACGCUUCAAAAACCAGUUUGGAUGAUACAACAACAUCAUCACGUAUUACAAAAACAAAUCAUACUCAUGUUAUAAUUCAAAAUAAUAAUGGUAAUAAAGAUCUUAUGAAAUAUAUCUUAUUACCUACAAAAAAUCUUGUUGAUUUUGGUCGACCAUUAAAAAUAAAUGAAGUAGUUACAUACAAGGUUGAUCAUAAAGGUCGUGGUACAAGUAGAGGAAAAAUAGUUUUAUUUGGUGAUGCAUCAGAAUUACCAACACAUGAAGAAAAUUCAAAUAAUCGUAUUUCAAAUGAAAACGGUAAAUCCUAUGAUUGGAAUAUCUUAACAAGUUCACCUGAAUUUGAAGCAACAGCAGAUUAUGAUCUGCAUAAUCAUAAUCUAAACAAGAAACAGGCAAUUCGUCAGAUAAAAAUGCCACAAAUAUUUGGUAGUGAUCCUUUUCAUAUUAUUUAG
Messenger RNA from Rotaria sp. Silwood2, 462 nucleotides. The record is from the annotation of a GenBank genome assembly. NCBI's taxonomy places the organism in Eukaryota, Metazoa, Rotifera, Eurotatoria, Philodinida, Philodinidae.